Molecule: messenger RNA, 4551 nt
Organism: Homarus americanus (American lobster)
Lineage: Eukaryota; Metazoa; Arthropoda; Malacostraca; Decapoda; Nephropidae
Product: peroxisome biogenesis factor 1-like
Exons: 7
Coding region: 1-4191 (1396 amino acids)
Biological process (GO): protein import into peroxisome matrix
Cellular component (GO): peroxisome; peroxisomal membrane; cytosol
Molecular function (GO): GTP binding; GTPase activity; ATP binding
Source: RefSeq, a predicted model, not a curated record
AUGCUAUUAUGUGUAGGUCCAGAAGGAACUGGGAAAACUCUGCUGCUUCGAAAACUUGCUCACUUAACCAAGCCUGAUAUUUCUUUAACUACAGUACCUACUGUGGGGUUGAACAUUGUCACAAUUCAGCAGGAACCAGAAUUGCCUCCUAUUAACAUACGUGAACUUGGGGGUAGUAUGGCCCCAAUCUGGCACAGCUACUACACGGGUGUGAGGAAGGUAUUAUACGUUGUAGAUGCAGUCAACUUAACGCAGUUGGGAGAAGCCACAUUACUGCUGAUGGAUUUGUUAGCACACCCAAAGUUGAAGGCAGCACAGCCAGGAGGAUUUUCACGCUCGGUGGUGGUGAAGGAGUGGGCUGCUCGCCACUGUUUUGUGUCUGUUCCCCGCCACUGGGCAGGCAUGGCUCUUCCUGCCCCGACUCCAACCUUUUGCUUAGAAGCUUCAAAGGGGCAGACUGUCAUGCUGUCAUGGGCAGGGGAUAUACAUAACCCAAGUAUAGGCAAUGAGAGCACAGUAUUGGUGAGCAGAGAAGUGUUGAAAGAUUGUGGUAUAAAUGAUGGAGAAGAUGGUGUGUUAACUCAGGUUCAGGUACCACCACCUUGCACAACAAUUACUGUUGUCGUUGGGUCCUUAACACAGUGGCAAGACUUGGCGCUUAAUGCAGAAGUUGCUCCAUCUGCAAUAUUGAGCCAGGUACGUGUGAUAGGUGUAGGGCAAAGUGUUCCCCUGUGGCUGGAGGGUGGAGCUUGUGUCUUUCUCACUGUCACCAGUCUUGAUCCUCCUCUCAAGUUUGGUGUUCUUCAGCCCAUGACCCAGGUGGAAGUUCUCCCACCCGUAGAAACUGAUGGAUCUCACGAUUAUACUUCAAUUAACUUUACGCCAACAGCUGUAGAAUCUUUAGUAAAUAGCGAAAUUAUGAACAUUGAUCAUGGAGAAGAUUGGAAUUGGUGUAAUAAACCAAAUGUAGUAAAUGAAGAUAAAAAAAAAAAUCAGGGACGCAAUAACUGUGAAGAAAACAUGUAUUCAAUGGUACUGAGCUAUAUGUGUAAUAAACUAAAUGAACAGAAAGCAAAGAGUGAAUGUCCAGUAAAGAGAGACAUUCGUUUGGGUUAUAGAGUUGUUCCUAUGCCAGACGAACAGGACUCAUUGCCCGGUGAAAGUCUUCCUAGUCAUCCAUCAUUAAUCAUCAUCAGCAGGGAAAGUCUGCUGUACACUAGUUACAAGAAUGAAAUUAACUUUAUAGGUUGUCUGAAGAAAAUUAAUUCCCCAAAAGAAAUUAGUGAAAACUCAAGUGCUUUAAGAGAGGAAAGUAAAUCAAGUGAAAAAAAGAAACAAGACGUUACUGUAAGGGAUGACUUGCACACUACUUACCUGUGCACAGUUAUUGUCUGGGAAAAUUUUCUUAAAGAAAGGAAUGAAAAUAUAGAUUUUGUUGAAAAGAUGAAAAAGAUAAUGAAAAGAAACAUCUGCGUUGUUCCUAAUUGUUUAAGACGACUUAUGAAACUCAGUACCUUAAGUGUUAUUGAAUUGCAGACGUCAGAAUUUAAGUUCAAGACUGUACCUGUAUCCGUAGAUAUAUUACCUCUUACACCAGUAAGUGAUUCCAAGACAAAGCUACUCAGUGAAAGUGUCAAGAACCUUUUGAAGAAUUUAACAGAUGAAACCCCAGUUAUUAUUAAUCAGAAUACGUUGUUAGAAGUUGAUUUAAAUGGCAAAACGAUUGAUGUGUUUAUUACUACAAGGGAUGGUGUUCCUCUCAUGCUUACCAACAGAUCAGUAGUGCUUCUGGAAAUUACACUCUUGAGACACCAUUCAAAUCUUCCAUAUAUUAGCAGUACAAUUAGUGAUCUAAAUAAGACUUUUCUUUCAAAAUUUUCCUAUUUUGGAGAAGCUGAUGUCUUUUUAAAGUUAAAGCAACAUGUCUUGCUUGGACAAGGUUUCCUAACAGAUUGUUGUCAUGCUGUUCCUCAGUUUGCCCUUUUACAUGGUAGUAAAGGUUUAGGAAAAACCAGCUUGGUUGAAUCACUAGUUGAAUGUCUUUCAUCAUAUCCCUACUAUAUUCAUAGUGAUAUUGUCAGUUUUAAGCAGCUGAAAGGAAAGAAAAUGGAAACAAUUGAGAAAAAACUGCAGCUCGUUUUCAGAGAAGCCAUCUUCAAGAAACCCUCCAUUAUUGUUUUAGAUGAUAUGGAUCACUUGGUGCCUUCACAGGGGCUACUAGAGCAGGACUCUGGACCUGUUUAUGAACACACAAUGCAGAUGGUCAGUAUGCUCAAAGGGCUCCUGGAUCAACUUAUAGAAUUUUUCAGUGAUGAAGACUCCCCUCUUCACUUAGAGAACCCAAACACUGGUACUGUGAUGGUGAUUGCAACUUGUAUAACAAGAACAAGUGUUCAUCCUCUUCUAGUAAGCCCUCAAGGGUGUCAUUAUUUUCCCUGUACUUUUGGAAUUCGUCCAUUAAACCCAGAAGAUAGAAUAAUGGCUUUCAAUAAUAUGCUCAAAGCUCAUAUAAAAAUGUACAAACUCCGUGAAAGAUUAUUGUCAGAAGACCACGGUAAAGAUUCUCUACAAGAUACCGACGCUGAUCAGACCUGUGAGCCGGAUAAGGAUUCGUGUUCCCAGUAUAUUCAACUAGACGCCAAGGUGAUAACCAGGCGAACAGAAAGCUUUGUUCUUCCAGAUCUGAAUCACCUUGCUUUGAGGACUUUCUUACAAGCAAAGCAUCGGUGGGAAUGUAAGGUGAAUUUAAGAGAUGGUAAUUUUAAAAACAAGAAGAAAGGACAUGAACAAAAUAGAGUGCUCUUUCUUCCUAGCUCUUCCAAUGUGAUUGAUUAUAGUGUUGAGACUUCUGGGCCAGACUCAGAUGCUAUCCUGACCUGUGAUGUGGAGGCUGCCCUUGAAGGAUACACACAUUUGGCUCUUAGAGGUUUAACAUUAUCAGAAAAGAAAAAUGCUGCAAAUGUCCGAGUUGGUGGCCUAGCAGAGGCAAGCAGGACACUGGAGGAGACUCUAACCUGGCCAUCCAUGUAUCCAAACCUGUUUAGCAAGGUCAAGUUGAGGCUGCGCUCUGGAGUGUUGCUCUAUGGUCCCCCUGGUUGUGGCAAAACACUUUUAGCAAACUCAGUCACUUCCAAUUGCCAGCUCAAUUUUAUUUCUGUAAAGGGACCAGAACUUCUGUCAAAAUAUAUUGGUGCAAGUGAGGAAGCUGUCAGAGAUGCUUUUGAGAGAGCCUCAAGUGCCAAGCCGUGUGUCCUCUUCUUCGAUGAGUUUGAGUCUAUUGCACCACGGCGUGGACAUGACAGUACUGGAGUGACAGACCGAGUUGUGAAUCAGUUACUUACACAAAUGGAUGGUGUUGAAGGGCUCACUGGUGUUUACAUUCUAGCUGCCACCUCAAGGCCUGACCUUAUUGAUCCAGCACUGCUUCGUCCAGGUCGCCUGGACAAAUGUGUGUUUUGUCCCAUUCCAUCUUUGAGUGACAGAGAAGAGAUUCUCCAGGUCCUUAGUGAUGACAUAGACCUUGGUGAAGAUAUAGAUUGGGGAGAGGUUGCUCAUGUCACUGAAAAUUUUACUGGUGCUGAUCUCCAGAGUCUUCUGUCUACUGCACAAGUUCUAGUUGCACAGGAAGCACUUGGGGAUACUUUAUAUGAGGGUGUUAUUCCUAAUGACCAACUUCAAGAAAAACAGCAACUGUCUAAUACUGUAAGCUCAGUUAAUGAACAAACUGAGGUAAUAGAAAGAACCUCUUCUCUUGAACUUAGUAAUGAAGAAAAUGUGGUUCAUGGACUUGGCAGUGAUAGAUAUUUGUCACACACUGUACAAGAAGAGGUAAUAAUUGAAAAGGAAAGAGAAAAAGUGACGUUUAGCCAAAAAGUAGUCAACCUUCAAGAGAAUGAUGAAUUAGAUAUAAAAAACAAGGAUGAAUACCAAGAAAAUGAAGUUGUACAAGUUAUUGACCCACCAGAAUAUACUGAUGGAUCAUCACAAAGCAAUGUUUGUUGUAGUAAACGAUCAGAGAACCUAGAAUUCAAAGUGUUCAAAAGACAUAUUAAUGCUGCGUUAAAAGAAGUGAAGCCUUCUGUCUCACUGUCAGACCGCCUAAGAUACGAACAAUUAUAUGCAACAUUUACCAAAUCUAAAGGUGGAAACUUUGGACAACCAUCUCCAGGCAAGAGGGCUACACUAGCUUAAGUGGGACAGAAUUGAAUAUUUAAUUAUUUUCACAUGUUUAUUGUUGAUCACUUAUAACUACAGUUGAGAAAUAUAUUGGAGACAUAUUGAAAAAAUUUUUAUUUUGGGGGGGAAGUAGAUUCCCUCUUCUAACAGUAGUGAUUACACUUAUGUUUUGGUGAGAUUUAAUCUUAUAACAAGCAAAAUUAAAUCCUGUAUGAUGGACAUGUAAUGAAAAUUAGGCUGCUGUUUGUUAAGUACUUAAUGGUAGUGUUACUUUGUGGGUACUGUAUAGGGUAUUGCAGGGUAAGUAAACAAACUGAUAAUUCCUCUUUUUUAUGCUGGUAUUGUGUUAGAGCCUUAAAAAAUUAUCUAAGAUUA